This is a messenger RNA of Syngnathoides biaculeatus (alligator pipefish), 1661 nucleotides long. Its product is annotated as arfaptin-2-like. The coding region runs from base 491 to 1651 and encodes 386 amino acids. Lineage: Eukaryota; Metazoa; Chordata; Actinopteri; Syngnathiformes; Syngnathidae. Gene Ontology annotation, molecular function: phospholipid binding; protein domain specific binding. The transcript is spliced from 10 exons. Gene Ontology annotation, biological process: regulation of Arp2/3 complex-mediated actin nucleation; intracellular protein transport. The record is from RefSeq and is a predicted model, not a curated record. Gene Ontology annotation, cellular component: trans-Golgi network membrane.
GACGUGGACAACUGAGCAGAAGGGUGGCAAAAGCUCGACGUUUGGCGCCGUUUCAAAAUAAAAAUAUUACCCCUUUGUGUAGACAUUAAGACCACUGAAAAAACUCUAAAACGAGUACAGUGGUUCUUUAAUUUAUUAUUUUGUAAGUUGUAUAGCACUUAUAAACGAUAGGCGACACGUAUUGCAGCCGUUUGAAAAAUAUAGCUUUUAUUGCGAAGUGACGCUAAAGCCGCUGCUUUGGCUGGAUGCAAGGAUUUUCUGGAUGAGUUGUAUGGAAGCUCUUGUAUGCAACGCCUGUAAACAGCAGCCAUGGAUGUAACAUUGCACUAUUUCGAUUAACGUUUAAUUAACGUUUUAUUCCACUCGUUCGCGCUCGCGGUUUUUUUUUUUUUUUUUUUUUUUUUGCUGUAGCAAGCUGAGAGCGAAGCUAGGUGUCACUGACUAGCCAGAAGCCACAUCAGCUGCUGUUCGCGAUCAGAUACAUUUGGCCAUGGCAGAGGGUAUCAUGAGCAAAGCUGCCACCAUGGAGAUCCCUAUUAACAGCAAUGGAGACACUGGGACUCAGCCAGAGGAUGACAGUCUGGAGCAGGAUUUGCAGCAGGUGAUGGUGUCGGGGCCCAACCUCAACGAAACCAGCAUCGUGUCGGGAGGUUACGGCAGCCCGGCGGGGGGCAUCAUUCCGACCAGCUCCAUCAAAGGGCCUGCCGUACGUUUCAACCCCGAGUAUUUGGACAGAAGACGUGCCCCCGCGCCUGCACCAGGUGCCCACAUUCGCAUGAAAUCCGGGGCCGCUAGCUUGCCUAGCAGCCAGCCGCACGGCAGCCAGCCGCUCUCAGCUCCCUCGAAUCAUAACACCAACAACACGAUGGAAGAAGUUUCCCGCGGUGUGGCGGUGGAGAAGCUGGAUAGUGUGAAGAAAUGGGGAAUAAACACAUACAAGUGCACCAAGCAGAUGUUCUCCGAGCGCUUUGGCCGAGGCUCGCGGACGGUGGACUUGGAGCUGGAGGCUCAGAUCGAUGUGCUGCGAGACACCAAGAGCAAGUACGAGAACAUCCUCAGACUGGCCACGGCGCUCACCAGCCACUUCCAGAGUAUGGUGCAGACGCAGCAGGCUCUCGGGGACAUGUUCACGGACCUCAGCCAGAAGUCACCGGAGCUGCAGGACGAGUUCGGGUAUAACGCGGAAACCCAAAAGCUAUUGUGCAAGAACGGCGAGUCCCUGCUGGGCGCCAUCAACUUCUUCGUGUCCAGUAUCGACACGCUGGUCAACAAAACCAUGGAGGACACUCUGAUGACCAUCAAGCAGUAUGAAAACGCGAGGUUGGAGUUUGACGCCUACCGGUCCGACUUGGAAGAGCUGAGUUUGGGCCCGAGGGACAGCGCCGCCAUGGUCCGCAUCGACAUGGCCCAGCACGACUACCAAGUGCACCGGGACAAAUACGAGCGUCUGCGGAGUGACGUCACCAUCAAGCUGAAGUUUUUAGAGGAGAACAAGGUGAAGGUGAUGCACAAGCAGCUGCUCCUCUUCCACAACGCCAUCUCGGCAUAUUUCGCCGGCAACCAGCAGCAGCUGGAGCAAACUCUGGUGCAGUUCAACGUCAAGUUAAAGCCGCCCGGCGCCGACAAGCCGUCCUGGCUGGAGGAACAGUGACAGGAAGUAC